Daucus carota subsp. sativus is the source of this 3255-nucleotide messenger RNA. Its product is annotated as eukaryotic translation initiation factor 3 subunit A. Gene Ontology annotation, biological process: translation reinitiation; formation of cytoplasmic translation initiation complex. The record is from RefSeq and is a predicted model, not a curated record. The transcript has 15 exons. Lineage: Eukaryota; Viridiplantae; Streptophyta; Magnoliopsida; Apiales; Apiaceae. The coding region runs from base 214 to 3060 and encodes 948 amino acids. Gene Ontology annotation, molecular function: mRNA binding; translation initiation factor activity. Gene Ontology annotation, cellular component: multi-eIF complex; eukaryotic translation initiation factor 3 complex, eIF3e; eukaryotic translation initiation factor 3 complex, eIF3m.
AGUUUUUUGUGAAUAUUACAAAAGCAGGGACUGUAUCAUAAAAGUGGACGAUCUAAAUGCACAAAUCGGUAAUAGUGAGUAAAACCCUAGAAAAAGAGUAUACUGAUACACUCACAAACUCUUACAUCGGCGGCUAAAUCUAUCUAAUCUCCACUCCGUCAGGCAAAGGCUAAUUGAGCUUGAGCUUGAAGAAAGGCUUAUUGUUGGAGAUAUAUGGCGAAUUUUGCUAAGCCGGAGAAUGCUCUUAAGAGAGCUGAGGAGCUGAUUAAUGUGGGUCAGAAGCAAGAUGCUUUACAGUCUCUUCACGAUCUGAUUACUUCGAAGAGGUAUAGGGCAUGGCAGAAGACACAUGAGAAGAUUAUGUUCAAGUAUAUUGAGCUUUGUGUGGACAUGAGAAGAGGCAGGUUUGCAAAGGAUGGGCUGAUUCAGUACCGGAUAAUAUGUCAACAAGUAAAUGUUAGUUCACUGGAGGAGGUCAUAAAACACUUCAUGGACCUGUCUACUAAGAGAGCUGAAGCAGCUCGUAGUCAGGCACAAGCCCUGGAAGAAGCUCUUGAUGUAGAUGACCUGGAAGCUGAUAAUAGACCUGAAGAUCUUAUGUUGAGUUAUGUCAGCGGCGAAAAAGGGAAGGACCGAUCUGAUCGUGAGCUUGUCACCCCGUGGUUUAAGUUUUUGUGGGAGACCUAUAGAACAGUUCUUGAAAUACUGAGGAACAACUCCAAGUUAAUGGCGCUCUAUGCGGAUACUGCACACCGUGCUUUCCAGUUCUGUAAGCAAUACAAACGAACAACAGAGUUCCGUAGGCUGUGUGAGAUCAUCAGAAAUCAUCUCGCUAAUCUUAACAAAUAUAGAGACCAGAGGGACCGGCCUGAUCUUUCUGCACCUGAAAGCAUCCAAUUCUAUCUUGAUACAAGAUUUGAGCAGUUAAAAAUUGCCACCGAACUUGAACUUUGGCAGGAAGCUUUUCGUUCUGUUGAGGAUAUUUAUGGGUUUACAUGCUUGGUGAAGAAAAUGCCCAAGACGUCCUGGAUGGCUGUAUAUUAUGCUAAACUAACAGAGAUAUUUUGGAUCUCAACUAGUCAUCUUUAUCAUGCAUAUGCAUGGUUUAAACUUUUUCAACUUCAGAAAAGUUUUAAUAAGAACCUCAAUCAGAAGGACUUGCAGCUAAUAGCAUCCUCCGUUCUGUUAGCUGCACUGUCAAUCCCCCCCUAUGACCACACGCAUAGGGCGUCUCAUGUGGAACUUGAACAUGAGAAAGAGCGGAAUUUGAGGAUGUCUAAUCUUAUUGGUUUCAAUCUUGACACCAAGAUUGAGGGUAGAGACAUGCUCUCCCGAUCAGCACUUCUUGCAGAUCUGAUUUCAAAAGGUGUGAUGACGUAUGUUACCCAAGAAGUAAAAGAUCUUUAUCAUCUCUUGGAACAUGAAUUUCUGCCUCUAGAUCUGGCAUCGAAAGUUCAACCUUUGUUGGAAAAAAUUUCGACAGUUGGGGGUAAGAUUUCAUCAGCCUCUUCUGUACCAGAAGUACAGCUUUCUCAGUAUGUUCCUGCGUUGAAAAAGCUAGCCACUUUGAGAUUGCUACAGCAGGUGUCUCAUGUUUACCAAACAAUGAGAACUGAGAGUUUAGCCAAGAUGAUCCCCUUUUUCAGUUUUUCUGCUGUGGAGAAACUCUCUGUAGACGCUGUCAAACAUAAUUUUGUUGCAAUGAAAAUCGACCAUAUGAAGGGCGCUGUUAUAUUUAGCACUUUGGGCCUUGAAUCUGAUGGUCUGCAUGAUCACCUGAGCUUAUUUGCUGAAUCUUUAACUAAAUCAAGGGCAAUGAUGUACCCUUCUGAAAGGAAGAUAUCAAAAUUAGGUGAAAUGUUGCCUAGUUUAGCUGAGGUUGUUGAUAAGGAACAUAAAAGGCUUCUUGCUCGGAAGUCAGUUAUAGAGAAAAGAAAGGAAGAACAAGAACGCCAUCUUCUGGAACUGGAACGGGAGGAAGAAACAAAAAGGCUUAAGUUGCAGAAAAUAACUGAAGAAGCAGAGCAGAAAAGGCUUGCAUCUGAAUAUGAGCAGAGGAAAAACCAACGAAUCUUAAGGGAAAUAGAAGAGCGGGAGCUUGAAGAAGCACAAGCAUUGCUUCAAGAGGCCGAAAAGCGUAGUAAAAAGAAGGGAAAGAAGCCACUCAUAGAUGGAGAAAAAGUGACAAAGCAAUCAUUGAUGGAGUUGGCUCUUAAUGAACAAAUAAGAGAAAAGCAAGAAAUGGAGAAAAGAUUGCAAAAACUUGGUAAAACAAUGGACUACUUGGAAAGGGCAAAAAGAGAAGAGGCUGCCCCGUUGAUCGAAGCAGCAUUUCAACGUCGCUUGUCAGAAGAAAAGGUGCUUCAUGAACAUGAACAACAGCAAGAGAUAGAGCUAAGCAGGCAGCGUCAUGAUGGAGACCUUAAGGAAAAGAAUAGACUGCUGAGGAUAUCGGAGAAUAAGACACAAUUCCAGAAUAAAGUUGUAAAAGGUAGGCAAGUUGAGUAUGAGAGGUUGAGAGUUGAAAGAGAUGCAAGGAUUAAUGAAAUUCUUCGGGCACGGAAGCAGGAGAGAGAAAGUAAAAGAAAAAUGUUGUUCUAUUUGAGCGUUGAGGAGGCGAGGCUGAAGAAGCUGCAGGAAGAGGAGGAAGCUCGCAAGCUUAUAGAGGCUGAGAGACUCAAGAAAGAGGAAGCUGAGAAGAGGGCAAGGUUGGAUAGAAUUGCUGAGAUCCAGAGGCAAAGGGAGCAAGAAAUUGAAGAAAGGAGGAAAGCAAGUGAAGGACUUUCCAGGCCUUCUGAACUCUCUGGUGGAUCUCGUCCAUUGGAGGCACCACCCGCCCCAACAGCAGCACCUGCUGCUGCCGCUGCUGCACCAACUCCAGGAAAAUAUGUGCCUAGGUUCCGUCGAGCUGAAGGGCAGGCUCCCCCUCCGGAACCUGACCGGUGGGGCAGCGGCAGACAAGAUGAUCGGACACUGCCGCCUCCUGGGGGCGACAGGUGGCGUGGUGGUGGUCAAAGACAAUCUUGGGGAGCAUCCAGGAUCCCUCCAAGGGGUGGCUAAUUCUGUACCCAACAGGCGGUGAAAUAUAAUUCUUUGUGAAAUAGUGAGUGGAUUCGGAACUUGAUGAAAGUGCUUAAGAUUUUGGUUUUAUUGUUUCUCAAAUCGAGUUUUCAUGAUAUCUAGACCUGGACGCGCUAAACAUUGGUACUAAGAUAUGUGAUGAAGUUUUGGGCAAUAAAGUUCUUCAUUUGGACA